GAAACGAGAGCCCGUUGUCUCCAGCGUGCAGCGUGCCUGUCUGAAAGCUACCUGCCGAUAUACUGACAGUGAGGUGCCGUCGAUCCGGCACGAGCAGCGCGCGCAGUCGCCAUGAAGACCAUUGUCGCGGUGUUCCUGCUUCUGGUGGCGGCGCAAUGCCUCGCGCUGGGCUCCGGCACGGCAGCUGCGGCGAAGGUGCGCCGGACGCGGCAGGGCGACUACCUGAACCGGCUGCGCGGAUCGCCAUCCUCGGGCCUGUCGUCCUGGGAGUCGCUGGCGGCCGUGGAGGAGACGACGAAGGCGGCGGGUAGCAGGAAGCCCGUGGCGGCGGACGUCGGGCGCAAGGAGGCCGACCGCGUGGAGGCGCUCCCCGGACAGCCGCGCGGCGUGGACUUCGCGCAGUACGCCGGCUACGUGACGGUGGACGCGGCGGCCGGGCGCGCCCUGUUCUACUACCUCGCCGAGGCCGUCGGCGGGUCGUCGUCCAAGCCCCUCCUCCUGUGGCUCAACGGAGGGCCCGGGUGCUCGUCGUUCGGGUACGGCGCCAUGGAGGAGCUCGGCCCGUUCCGCGUCAUGAGCGACGGCAAGACGCUCUACCGCAACCCCUACUCCUGGAACCACGCGUCGAACGUGCUGUUCUUGGAGAGCCCGGCGGGGGUGGGGUACUCGUACUCGAACACGACGGCGGACUACAGCCGGAGUGGCGACAACAAGACGGCGGACGACGCGUACCUGUUCCUGGCAAACUGGAUGGAGCGGUUCCCGGAGUACAAGGGCCGCGACUUCUACCUCGCCGGCGAGAGCUACGCCGGCCACUACGUCCCGCAGCUGGCCCACGCCAUCCUCCGCCACGCCUCGCCGAACAUCAACCUCAAAGGCAUCAUGAUCGGGAACGCGGUGAUCAACGACUGGACGGACAGCAAGGGCAUGUACGACUUCUUCUGGACGCACGCGCUCAUCUCCGACGAGACCGCCGACGGCAUCAACAAGAACUGCAACUUCACCCCCGGCGCGGCGUCCAACGAGCUCUGCGACGACUCCUCCAGCGCCGCCGACGAGAGCCUCCGGGACAUCGACAUCUACAACAUCUACGCGCCCAACUGCCAGUCCGAGAAGCUCGUCACGCCGCCCAUCACCCCGUCGAUCGACAACUUCGAUCCUUGCACGGACUAUUAUGUGGACGCCUACCUCAACCGCCCGGACGUACAAAAGGCGCUACACGCGAACGUCACACGCCUCGGCCAUUCCUGGUCAGCCUGCAGUGAAGUCUUGAGACACUGGGUUGACAGCGCCACAACGGUCCUGCCUAUAAUCCGGGAGCUGAUGAAAAACAACAUCAGAGUCUGGGUUUACAGUGGAGACACCGAUGGAGUGCCCGUCACUUCUAGUAGACUCUCUGUCAACCAGCUCCAGCUUCCAGUGGCAGCAAAAUGGAGGCCAUGGUUCAGCAACACCAAGGGUGCUGGAGAGGUUGGUGGCUACGUUGUGCAGUACAAGGGCGACCUCAGCUUGGUAACCGUGAGAGGAGCAGGCCAUGAGGUCCCCAGCUACCAGCCACAGCGAGCGCUUGUGCUUGUCCAGAAUUUCCUCGCAGGCACAAUGCUCCCUCUCUGCAAAACGUGCGACCAGGAUUAACAUAAGAAAUAUUAAAAGUAGUACACCAGCAGUUUUACAGAUUGUAUCAUUUCAUUCGGUACAAGAAAUAAGCACAAUCAAGUAAGUUAGACACAGAAAAGCAUCAAACCCAUGCCCUCUGAAGAUCAUGUAACUGCAGGUCAGGAAAUGCUUUCAUACAGAUAAGAAACUGUAUGAGUAAUUUAUUAAGUCCGAAUAUUUAUGCCAAAAUGGCAUGCUGCAAUACUAGAGAUAACUGUAUCAA
Molecule: messenger RNA, 1879 nt
Organism: Lolium perenne
Lineage: Eukaryota; Viridiplantae; Streptophyta; Magnoliopsida; Poales; Poaceae
Product: serine carboxypeptidase II-3-like
Biological process (GO): proteolysis
Cellular component (GO): vacuole
Molecular function (GO): serine-type carboxypeptidase activity
Source: RefSeq, a predicted model, not a curated record